Molecule: messenger RNA, 5038 nt
Organism: Elgaria multicarinata webbii
Lineage: Eukaryota; Metazoa; Chordata; Lepidosauria; Squamata; Anguidae
Gene: ARIH1
Product: ariadne RBR E3 ubiquitin protein ligase 1
Exons: 14
Coding region: 244-1944 (566 amino acids)
Biological process (GO): positive regulation of proteasomal ubiquitin-dependent protein catabolic process; protein polyubiquitination; ubiquitin-dependent protein catabolic process
Cellular component (GO): ubiquitin ligase complex; cytoplasm; nucleus
Molecular function (GO): ubiquitin protein ligase activity; zinc ion binding; ubiquitin conjugating enzyme binding
Source: RefSeq, a predicted model, not a curated record
ACGGAGCGGGCCGGACGCGUCCCUUUGUUGGCUCAGCGGCGCCUGUGAGGAGGAGCAGCGGCGGCGGCAACAGCAGCAGCAGCAGCAACAGCAGCAGCGGGUGUUUGUGAUCGGUCCGCCGAAGAAAGGCAGGCGGCCCGGCCGGAGCCCUCUAGUCCCCGGCGGCCCGGUGGGGGCCGGCCCCUCUCCCGCCGCCGGGCCCGCCAGCCCGCCCGCUCCUCAGUCUCCGCCGCCGCCGCCGCCAUGGACUCGGACGAAGGCUACAACUACGAGUUCGACGAGGACGAGGAGUGCAGCGAGGACAGCGGCGCCGAGGAGGACGAGGACGACCCCGACGACGACGACGACCCCGAUGACGACAACCUGGACCUGGGCGAGGUGGAGCUGGUGGAGCCCGGGCUGGGCGUGGGCGGAGAGCGCGACGGGCUGCUGUGCGGCGAGACGGGCGGCCUGGGGCCCGGCGGCGGAGGUGGAGGAGGAGGCCUGGGCGGCAGCGGCCUAGGCGGGCCGGGCCCCGGCGGCGGAGGCGGCGGCGGCGGGCUGGGCCACGAGCAGGAGGAGGAUUACCGCUACGAGGUCCUGACGGCCGAGCAGAUCCUGCAGCACAUGGUGGAGUGCAUCCGAGAGGUCAACGAGGUCAUCCAGAAUCCAGCAACUAUCACCAGGAUACUCCUUAGUCAUUUCAACUGGGAUAAAGAAAAGCUGAUGGAGAGGUACUUUGACGGCAACCUGGAGAAACUGUUUGCAGAAUGUCAUGUAAUUAAUCCUAGUAAAAAGUCUCGAACACGUCAAAUGAACACAAGGUCAUCCGCACAGGACAUGCCUUGCCAGAUCUGUUAUCUGAACUAUCCUAACUCGUACUUCACUGGCUUGGAAUGUGGACAUAAGUUUUGUAUGCAGUGCUGGAGUGAAUAUUUAACUACCAAAAUCAUGGAGGAAGGCAUGGGACAGACGAUUUCAUGCCCUGCUCACGGCUGUGAUAUCUUGGUUGAUGACAAUACAGUUAUGCGCCUGAUCACAGAUUCAAAAGUUAAAUUAAAGUACCAGCAUUUAAUAACUAAUAGUUUUGUAGAGUGCAAUCGACUGUUAAAAUGGUGUCCUGCUCCAGAUUGCCACCAUGUUGUUAAAGUACAGUAUCCUGAUGCUAAGCCUGUUCGCUGUAAAUGUGGCCGUCAGUUUUGCUUUAACUGUGGUGAAAACUGGCAUGAUCCUGUUAAGUGCAAGUGGUUAAAGAAGUGGAUUAAGAAGUGUGAUGACGACAGUGAAACUUCCAAUUGGAUUGCAGCAAACACCAAGGAAUGCCCCAAAUGCCACGUGACCAUAGAAAAGGACGGAGGCUGCAAUCACAUGGUCUGUCGGAACCAGAAUUGUAAAGCAGAGUUCUGCUGGGUGUGUCUUGGCCCUUGGGAGCCGCAUGGGUCUGCCUGGUACAACUGUAAUCGCUACAAUGAGGAUGAUGCAAAGGCAGCAAGAGAUGCCCAAGAGCGAUCCAGAGCAGCCCUGCAGAGGUACCUCUUCUACUGCAACCGUUACAUGAACCACAUGCAGAGCCUGCGCUUUGAGCACAAACUCUAUGCCCAAGUCAAGCAGAAAAUGGAGGAGAUGCAGCAGCACAACAUGUCGUGGAUCGAGGUCCAGUUUCUGAAGAAAGCCGUCGAUGUCCUCUGCCAGUGUCGUGCCACGCUCAUGUACACCUAUGUCUUUGCCUUCUACCUCAAAAAGAAUAAUCAGUCCAUUAUCUUUGAGAAUAAUCAAGCAGACUUGGAAAACGCUACCGAGGUCCUUUCUGGGUAUCUGGAACGAGAUAUAUCCCAAGAUUCACUGCAAGACAUAAAGCAGAAAGUGCAAGAUAAGUACAGAUACUGUGAGAGUCGGCGAAGGGUUUUGUUGCAGCACGUGCAUGAAGGCUACGAGAAGGACCUGUGGGAGUACAUUGAGGACUGAAACUGGCCUGCAUAAAACGAACUCUGAAAACCUUUUACCAUCUAGAGUGCUCAUGCAAUUAAAGCAAAACACACACACACAAAAAAAGGGGGCACUACGCCUAUUGCACCGCUGGUCUGUAGUACCGGAAUUCUGUUUUUGUUAAUGGAAAAAAUUUAAGUAAAUUAUAUUGUAAUAAAAAAAAGGUAGAUAAACCUUUGUACAACAGUAUUCUAGGUGGCCAGUAAGUGUGACAGACGCACUAAAAAAACAAAGCAACCCCUCCAACUUUAACUUGUAACGUAGCUUCAUUCUCCAAGCUGACUUCUCUCCCCCCUCUCCUUUCUCCUAUGCGUAUUACAGAUUAAAUUUAAAACAGUUUCUUGACACUGCUUUUCAUGUCCAACCAGCCAUUUUGAUGUACUUUGGUAUGAGAUUUCCCCCUCCCCCCCCCCCCGCUCCCCCUCACACAUGCACCAGUUCAUGGGUGAAUGUUGUUUGGCUUAUUGUAAAGAGGAUCUGGGGAAGGGGGGGGGAGGAGGAGGGGGGGUGGCGGCACACAGCAAAGAGAAAAACAAACCAACCUUUGUAUAUGACUUUUAAAAAAACAAAACAAAGAGGACAACACAGUAUUUUUCAAAAUUGUAAAUAGCGCAUAUGCAUGGACAAAGAGCAAGCGUGGCACGUGUUUGCAUAAUGUUUAAUUACAAAAAUAUUUAUUCUUUAAAAAUCUUCAAGAUGUCUAUUUGCUGUGCAUUUUUCUUUCAGUUUGCUUUUUAUCUGGGGUUGGGAUGGGGCAGUGGGGGGCAGUGCGUGCUGCUGUAAUGACUCCCUCUCUCUCUCUCUCUUUCUCUCUCUCUCUCUCUCUCUCAAAAUGUUGAGAGAAAUCUUGGCUUUCUCCUCUUCCUCCUCCUGCAGCUCCUUUGCAACUAUUCCAUUGUUUGGAUGUGUUCAUUGCUGGCAACGGACACUGUCCCAUUUGCACUUCCAGCUUUUUGAUGCAAACUGACUUAACUUGGUGUGUCUUUUACAUUUGGAAAUGAAAAGUGUAGCGAUUCCGACCGCUUUGUCUCUUUGCUCGUAAUAUCCACCCUUCUUGCCCGGUCUCCAGCCGUUUCCAUGCACUUCAAGGCAUCCACCCCGGCACGUGGCUCGCAGUCAUUCAUAGGAAGCAUUAGGGAUUUUCCUCUGUGGAUUGAAGUGCUCAAAUGGAACAUUCCGUGUUGCUUUGUCUUCGUCAGUUGUGGAACACCAAAAACAAAACGAUGGGGCUGUUGCGAAUAACAAUUUUGGGGGCUAAGUUGUUGGAAAAAGUGCCUGUUAAAGCAAACACUCCAUCUAGUUGCAAGGGUCUGCAUUCUGUGAAGUCGUUGGGUAUCUCCUGCUCACCUUGCCCCCCCUCCCCCCCCCCCAGGACGGAAGAGUGUGUGAGUUUCAACUAUACAGUCAUUUAUAGUCUUCCUUUCAUUUUUUUUUCAUUCUUUUUUUUUGUAAUAAAAGCUAUGUUAAAGCACCAGUUGAAAGCAGUUUAUUAAAUCUGCUCCUGUGUGGGGGCUCCCUUUUGUGGUACUUCCUCCCCACCCACCCCCACCCCCAAUGGCAGUGUUUCUAAGAGGGGUCUGUGCAAAGUCAGUUUCCCAAAGGGCUACUUCUGCUACGCUUUCAAGUCGACUGUAGCCCAGAUCCAAAGAUCUGUUCAACAAGUUCCAUGCGACAUUUUAGAUUGUGUUCACUGAAGCAGCAGCCCUCCUAUGCAGCCUGGCAAAGACUUUGCAGGGAAUUGCAGCAAGGGACUGAGGAACUGUUGAAAGGGUAUCAGAUCGUACCGUGAGCCUGAGCUCUUGAGGCUAAUCUAAUACUGCCUGGCUUGUGUAUUGUACGACACAAUGGGAGGCUGAGCUUUGCAUCUGUUCUCAUGUAGCUUUGGUGCAACAGGCCUUGCUUGAUUGUGGGUCACCUGCAGUGGGGAAGUGGAUGUUCAGUUCUCUUAGUCAGGUUGCGCUAGCAGAAGAAACAUCUUCAGAGGGUUGGCAAAUAUUACUUCGAUGAAUUCUGCUCCAUCAAAUUGAUGGUUGCUUGGACCUCUCCUAAGGUGUUCUGCCACGUCCUCUGCUAUGCCUUUCCACACUGCCACCCAAGAUUGACUGAAAACUCCCAGUCCAGUCAGGAUUAUCUUCUCCCAAGGUUCUUUUAGCAUCUUUGCCUGGAACUGGGAUGAUGAAAGCAGGUGGCCAUGCUGUGUGGGUGUGUAAACUGGAUGAAUGUGUUCAUGCUCCCAACAUCCUGCCCCCAAUUUUUCUUGUCUCUAAACAGCUUGCUCUUGUUACUCCCUUUCCUCCAUUUUUUUUAAAAAAUGAAACUGUGUAUAAAUAUGCUGUAUCUUCUGCUUAUGAAGACCAUACCCAUAGUUUUGGGGGUGGGGGACUUCCCAAAACUUGGCUUAGGAGUGAGAUGAAUUAAACAAAUUAUCGUAAAUGCUUACUCAUCAAUUCUAGAUAUUUCCCCCAUUCCCUUUCUAUCCUUUUACAAAUCCCUUCUUUUCUUAAAAAAGCAAAUACUUGGCAAUGAAGAUGCUACUCUCAAGCUUUGGUUGGUGCAAUAUGCUAAAAUAAUGGUUUGUGUUGACUUUAUCAUGGGCUAAGUGAACGAGGGUCCUCUAGCCACACAAAACAGGAGAGCGGAGCAUGGUCUGUAUUUAGCGUCCCACCCUCUUCUAUUCCACUUAAUCCACUGCAGCUGGGUUGGGUUUUUUGUUUUGGUUUUUUGUAGUGUAUGUAUCAGACAGUCUUAAUUUUCAAAACCAUUUAACCCUGAAAUGUUUUAGUACAACUGCUGUAUUAGAAAUCAGUUAUUGCGUGAGACGGAAGCGGUGCUCUUUCAAGAACCUUUCGGUGUACAGGAGGAUCUUAUUAUCCUGCACUUGGGGGUGAUAAGACAAUCGGCAGGGCUGCGAUGGAAGACUUGUAAUCUUCUAAAAAAAAUUCCAUCUAGAGAGCAUCACAUGCUGUGGAAAUAACUGUUCUUAGACUUCAUUGUAACUGCUGGACUGUUCCGUGUUAAGGCUAAGCAGAGGGAGAGAAAGCGUUCCUAAUUCUAAUAAACUUUUAUUUUGUUA